AACAGUGCUUCAGGGUGAUUCUACAUAUAAACCAUUCUAAAAGAAGGGUCUACGGGGUCCCAAGGACGGCAAAACCGAAAGAAAUGGGCAGCGGCAACGCCAUGAGAGAUACCACAAAACGCUGCGUUCUUCUGUUGUCGGAGAGGCGAUUACGCAUAGCCGGUGUCGGUGUCUUCGCCAAAUCACCGUCGCUUUCGAACCAGCUGCAACAAUGGAGAGCCUACGCUCAAUUUCCUCGCGUAAUGAACGGAGGCAGGGCUUACGAAUUCUCUCAUCCUCUUCGUACAACAUUUCAUUUCCCUAAGCGUUCGUUUUCCUCGCCGACAUCUUCACCUUCUUCGACUUCUAAUUCAAAUACUGGAUUCGUGGGAUGGUAUUUGGGAAAGCUCCAAUCACGCCCGAUUAUAACUAAAAGUAUCUCGUCCUCGCUCAUUUACGCGGCCGCUGAUAUUACUUCCCAGAUGAUCACAUCAACUUCUGGUUCUAUUGAUUCAAUAAGGACUCUACGAAUGGCUUCAUAUGGAUUACUAAUUUUGGGUCCAUCACAGCAUAUGUGGUUUAAUUUUGUGUCCAAAGUCUUGCCAAAGCGGGAUGUGCUGACAACGUUGAAGAAAAUUUUUAUGGGGCAGGCUUUAUUUGGACCUUGUGUUGCUAGUAGUUUCUUCUCCUAUAAUGCAGCUUUACAAGGUGAGAGUGGCAGUGAGAUUGUUGCCAGAUUGAAACGAGACCUGCUCCCAACAUUGAUUGGUGGUCUGAUGUACUGGCCCGUUUGUGAUUUCGUGACAUACAAAUUUGUACCUGUUCAUCUUCAGCCAUUGGUGAACAGUUCAUGCUCAUAUGUAUGGACCAUUUAUUUGACGUACAUGGCAAGCUUACAGAGAGUGAGCACUGAUUAGUCUCACUUCAGGCGUAUUCAUGUUUGAGUUGUUCUCUGUUUUCCAAGAAUCAAGAGGAAAAGCGUGAUGUUGGGCACUCUUGGUCCUCAUUAUAUAUUGUUUCAGGAUUCUUGACCUUCUACUUCCUUCUGCUGAAGUUUCUCUCCGUGGAGCCAAAGCAGUGGAAGAUUUAUCGUGAAAUGGAGUGGUGGCGUAAGGUGGUGUUUCCCGUGCAAAGAGUUUGGAAGGGCGUUGCAUGCCGACUUGGAAUUCGUAAAAACGUCUAAAUGCGGGUGUUGAUUAGGAUGUAGAGAAUCCAAUGGGAAAUUGCCCUGGUUCCUUCCUGCUGAUGGAGUUUUUCUUCGUUUUUCUUAAUUUGAUUCGGUGAUUUCACAAUCAUUGCUAUUGCAUUAACAAGUUAGUUAGUGGGCGGGGCGGGUUGUCUGUAAUCUUUCAAUUAUUAUUGGACCUAUGACGAAAAGUUGUCUGCUUUUCUUGUAGAAACUGUGCAACUGGAACAAUCUGUAGCACUUUUCUUUUUAGUUUAUAAUAUUUCUCAUAUGCUAUA
Molecule: messenger RNA, 1443 nt
Organism: Ziziphus jujuba (common jujube)
Lineage: Eukaryota; Viridiplantae; Streptophyta; Magnoliopsida; Rosales; Rhamnaceae
Product: protein sym1
Exons: 6
Coding region: 84-896 (270 amino acids)
Cellular component (GO): membrane; cytoplasm
Source: RefSeq, a predicted model, not a curated record